Messenger RNA from Lytechinus variegatus (green sea urchin), 2705 nucleotides. RefSeq names its product basigin-like. The transcript has 5 exons. NCBI's taxonomy places the organism in Eukaryota, Metazoa, Echinodermata, Echinoidea, Temnopleuroida, Toxopneustidae. The coding region runs from base 16 to 1122 and encodes 368 amino acids. The record is from RefSeq and is a predicted model, not a curated record.
AGUCUCCUAAAACUGAUGCCAUUUAACUUUCUAAUUCUUAUUCUAAUCUCCCAUUUUUCUUCAGUGGUGAAUGCCCAGCUUCCGGAACCCAAUGUAGAAGUGGGAAGCGAUGCCCUUUUCUACUGUACGGGAGAUCAUUCUACAACAGCGUGGUACAAAGGUGAUGAGAAGCUUGGACCUGAGGGGCACUUCACGGUGGUGACCGUCCAGUCCGGACCACUCACGUACUCCAACAUGACCAUAUUCAGUGUUGUCAAGAAUGAUUCUGGCAUAUACAGCUGUAAAGAUGACCAAGGAGCAUCCUAUGAUGUCACUCUUACCGUAUAUGAAGUGAGGGAUGUUGUUGUCAGUCCCGCUGAGCCCGAGUUUGUAGAGGGUGCCAACCUGCUCUUGAAUUGCACCGUUGAUGGUACCACAGACCAGACCGUCUCAUGGAGCGUUGAUAAGGAUGGUACUCCAGAGACCUUGACAGGUGGUGACGACACCAGUCAUGUCCAAGUCUUCAAUAAUGGCUCUCUGAUCAUCCGUGGUCUCACCCCAGAAGAUGCCGGAGUCUACACCUGUACUCACGCAUUUGACGAGGCUUCUAAGUCUGUUUCAGUCAAUGUAGGAGGUGCUAUCACCCUUACGGCCGAAAAGUCUGUCAAGUACACAGAAGGUGACCGUGCCCUGAUAGAGUGUGAAGCCCACGUCAUCACUGCUGCUCUGCUGCCCUCCAUCUCCUGGAAGGUGAAUGGAGUAGACCUUGCAGAGGCUUGCCCUGAGCGUUGUACCCUGAAGAACACCACCACAACCCACACCAUCACCAGCAAGUUAGAAAUUGUCAACAUCAUCAAAGAGGAUAGAAAGAACUACACCUGCACCGCUACCAAUGCAGCUAACCCUGAGGGUGUGUCCAGAGACAUUCUUCUCAGGGUCAGAGAUCGUCUUGCCGCUCUGUGGCCUUUCCUUGGAAUUGUGACGGAGGUGGUCAUCCUGAUCAUCAUCAUAUUCAUCCAUGAGAAGUGCAGCAAAGGAGAGGACUAUGGCGAAGACGACGAAGAUGACGAUGACCCCAAGAAAGAGAAGAAACAAAUCAACGAUGGAGACAGCGACAUGAGGAUGCGAUCAUCCAAAGAAUGACAGAAUGUUCCCCAGCGAAGGACCGCCUGGGCGGAAAUGGAACCAAGCCCUCAGUAGCCAUUUGAACCUGCGACCUUCCAUUCAGAUUAAAACAAGCCAUUCUUUAAUAUCAUCAAUCAAACAAUGUCAUUUCACCUCACUUUAUUCUCCCCCUUAUAAUGAAAACAGUGUAACCUUCUUAUUCUAUAUUUUACUUUACAUCCUUAAAUCAUUGUCCAUUCUCUUUCUAUCGGGUAAUUUAUUUGUAUUACAUUAAUUUUCUACGUAGUGUAUUAAUUUUAUGUUGUUUUUGUUUAACAAAAUGCUGUCCAAAUGAUGAUUGAAGAAGUUUUGGCAUUUCAGAGUACAAAUCAAUUCUACUUCAGUUUAUUUUUUUAUAUGCUUAAAAUAGAUGCAAAUUACUGUUUUAGUUUGUGUUUACGUUAAAAUUCCUACCAUUUUGUCUACAUUUUUUUGAUAUGUAAUUUUGUUUUACUGGUGCUUUUACCAUUAUGGAUUUUUUGGGGGGCAGUUUUCCACUAUCAGUUUUUGGUUUGUGACUUUAAUAAGCCUUUGGUAUUCUGUAGCAAUGUUUGUCAACUUUUGGUUUGGUAGAAAACAAGAACAUCUUUAUCUGCAUUACCUCUCUCCGCCAAGGGUCGGCCAGGUUACUACGGGAUAACUACAUCUAUCUUUAUCUGCAUUACCUCUCUCCACCAAGGGUUGGCCAGGUUGUUACCGGAUAACUACAUCUAUCGUUACAGAGUUUUGAUUCAGUCAUCAAGAAGACCUGAUUUCCUCUUUUCCCUGAAAUAAAAUAUCAUUUGCCAUGAUCGGAUGAACUGCAGUUGGCAAUGCAUUACCUUGGUGAUUGUGCAUUAAUGAACCCUUAAACCCAUUGCCUCCUGGAAGCGGGUGAUUCCUGUAUAAAGUCUAUUUGGAAUUCAAGAUUUCAGUAGUCAUCAGGUUAACUCAGUCACUUGUGUGUAAAAACAUCAUAACACAGUGACACUGAUGACAACAAAAUUGAAGACUCCGUUAUCUUUAAUGACAGCAAUGAACUUUUAAGUUGAAUUCUUGUAGAGUUUUCAUUUUGGGGGUAUUUUUCUUUAUUUCAGACUAUAUAGAGUUCCCUAUCAGAAAGAAAACCGAAACAUUAGUUUGUUUAUGUGUGAAAUGAACAGACCGCAUUUGUUUUAAACAGUAAUUAUUUUCCUCGAUAUUUUGUCAAGAUAAUUGGAAAUGAACACUGAGGGCUUGACUAGUUCCUGAGGGGUAGUUCCCGAUUGCAGCAUGCGUUAGGUCAAACCAGUGUAGUAGGGCCAUCCAAGGGAACAGAAAAAAAGUGGCCACUUGAGACAGGUGGCCUUUGUGGACAGGUUCUAUGACAAAUGUUCCUUUCAAAUGGGAGACAGUUUAGAUGAUCAUUGAAGACAGGCUUCACUGUAGACAUGUGGUCGCUUUAGACAGUUUUGAUUGUAUUUCAGUCUGAGGUGUCUGAGAGGCGGGACUAGCAGACCUUUCCAAAAGUCUGAGACUUCUUUUUCCUGCAGGAAACCAGUAAGCAGCUUUUCAUUACAAAUCAACACAGUCACCACUCACCA